AUGCCUGUGCAGACCCGACGUACUCCUACCGCUGUUGCUGCUGACAUCGUCGACAACACCACCGUCGCAGGCAGCGACACUGACAUGGCGAAUGCUAGUGGUUCACUGUCCGCGGGUACCGGAAGUGCCACGCUGGGGUAUAAGCCGAAACCACUUACUGUUAUUGUUUUGCUUUAUGUAGUUGCUGCUGGAAAGCGCACUAAACCGCCUCUUUCUCCUGAGGAAGAGAGCAAGUUCAGUGAGGCAGAUAACUUGCUCAAGCUGUCUCUUAUCAGUGUCAUAGAAGAGGGUAUGGUGCCACUGUACAGGGACUUGCCUACGGGCAAGGAUAUGUGGGAUGCACUGCAAGCCAAGUUUGGGGUUCCUUACGCUGGCAGUGAGCUGUACAUCAUGGAGCAGUUCUAUGACUACAAGAUGGUCGAUGACCGAUCUGUGGUGGAACAAGCUCAUGAGAUACAGAUGCUAGCUAAGGAGCUUGAGAACAACAAGUGUGUGCUCCCGGACAAGUUUGUGGCCAGCGGUAUUAUCGCUAAGCUGCCACCUGCUUGGAGGGACUUUGCCACUUCUCUAAAGCACAGGAGGCAAGAGUUCAGUGUGACGGAUCUUGUGGCCUCUCUAAGUGUUGAGGAGAAUGCGAGGGCAAAGGACACAUGUGGCAAGAAAGUGCAGGUCGAGGGAGGCUCUAGCGCCAAUUUGGUGCAGAAGAGGGAACCUCAGGCUUUCCGCAAGAGGAAGCAGAAGAAAAACAAGAAUCCCAAUGCAAAUGAUUGCCUGGACCGCAAGGACAAGCAGCAAAAGAAGACAGCCAACAUUGUUGUCAGCCAGGCUGAAGGAUCUGGGUAUGGAAGGACGAGGUGCCUCCCUACUGAUGGGGAACGGGACGCAUGCGGCUGUUCAUGGUGUUGGUACGGUCAAUCUGAAGUUUACUUCGGGAAAGACCGUGCAGCUGAGGAACGUGCAGCAUGUCCCCUCAAUAAAGAAGAAUCUCGUCAGCGGGUCCCUAUUGUGUAG
Molecule: messenger RNA, 1011 nt
Organism: Sorghum bicolor (sorghum)
Lineage: Eukaryota; Viridiplantae; Streptophyta; Magnoliopsida; Poales; Poaceae
Exons: 3
Coding region: 1-1011 (336 amino acids)
Source: RefSeq, a predicted model, not a curated record